Cordyceps militaris CM01 is the source of this 1170-nucleotide messenger RNA. RefSeq names its product glutaminyl cyclase. The transcript has a single exon. Bases 1 to 1170 code for a protein of 389 amino acids. The record is from RefSeq and is a predicted model, not a curated record. Lineage: Eukaryota; Fungi; Ascomycota; Sordariomycetes; Hypocreales; Cordycipitaceae. Gene Ontology annotation, molecular function: zinc ion binding; glutaminyl-peptide cyclotransferase activity.
AUGCGCGCGUCUGGAGCGCUCCUCUGGACCUUUGGGACGCUGUCGUCCUUUGCGAGCGCCAUCGCCGGCACGACGCUCACAGACGAUGACCUGCGCAACAUUCCCUCGCCGGGCUCCGACUUUGACAUCAAGGACGGCAAGCUGCUGGCGCCCAUCCUGAUCCCGCGCGUGCCCGGCACGCCGGGCCAGCUCAAGGCGCAGGCGCACCUGGUGGACUUUUUCACGGCCAACCUGCCCGGGUGGGAGCAGAUAUGGCACAACUCGACGUCCAAGACGCCGGCGACGGGCGACCGGGAUGUGCCCUUUAACAACCUCAUCUUCCGGCGCGACCCCCCGUGGGCCAAGGCGGGCGACGUCGGACGCCUGACACUGGUGGCGCACUACGACAGCAAGCUGACACCCGAAGGCUUCAUCGGGGCGACAGACAGCGCGGCGCCGUGCGCGAUGCUGCUGCACGCGGCGCGGAGCCUGGAUGCGGCGCUGCAGACUAAGUGGGCGGCGAUGGAGGCAGCCGGCGAGGCGGACACGUCGCUAGAGCCGGCGUCGGGCCUGCAAAUCAUCUUUCUCGACGGCGAGGAGGCGUUUGUGCAGUGGACCGACGACGACUCGCUGUACGGCGCGCGCGCCCUCGCGGCGCACUGGGAGCACGACUUCCACGGCGCCAGCAUGUCGACGUACCGGACAUCGCUGAGCGCCAUCAGCCUGUUUGUGCUGCUCGACCUGCUCGGCGCCGAGGCGCCCUCGAUCCCGUCGUACUUUAUGACGACGCACUGGGCGUACCGCAAGAUGGCGCUGCUCGAGACGCGCCUGCGCGACCUCGGCCUGCUCGAGGCCAAGGCCAGCCGUCCUUUUCUACCCGAGGCCGACAAGACGGCCGAGCGGUUCCGCGGCUUCGGUGCCGGCACCGUGCAGGACGACCACGUCCCGUUUAUGCAGCGCGGCGUCGACAUCCUCCACCUUAUCCCGUCGCCGUUCCCGCAUGUCUGGCACACGCUUAACGACGACGGUGCGCACCUCCACAUGCCCACCACCCGCGACUGGGCCAGGAUUGUCACGGCGUUUGCGGCCGAGUGGCUGGAUCUGACGGGGACGCUGCCGCAGCUCGUGCCGAAGAGAAACAAGAGGUCCAAUACGGACGCAGUGCCCACGAAGGAGCGCACCGAUCUGUAA